ACAAAAAAAUUUCUAGACCCUAAAGUUAAAAACUCUUGACCUAGUCUGACCCUUCCCUUUUACAGAAGAGAAUACUAAGAGUUCUAGAUGGGAAAAGAUGUACUGAGGUCAUGGCAGAAUGGGAUCUACAGUUGAAUAUUCCUGCUUGGUAGGUCUUUUUGCUUUUCUGUCAAUAUAGUUCAGAAUCUGACCGGAAUCUGACUCAUGGCAACUAAAUUAGGGAUGUAGGAGAUUGUCAAGAUAGGAGAUCGUUCUAGUGAGAGAGAAUAAAAUUCUGAGCUAGGAUAGACAUUGUGAGUGGAGUCUGGAUUCUUAGAAUCAAUAAACUUUGAUCAAGAUAUGGGAGAUGUAGCAGAGGGAAAAAUCGAAGUUGACUCUGGGUGACUAAGUGGAUGCUUAGAUCAUCAAUAGAAACAGGGAAGCUAGGGAAUGGGCCCAUUUUGGAGGAGAAAAUGAACUCGGUUUUGGACUUGGGAGUCUGAGGUUUGGGUAGCAUGCCUUUGUGAAAUUUAUCUGACUAGUUGUCACUGGAAGAACUGGAAUUGAGGUAGGAAGAGCUUGCCAUUGGAAAUGUAGAUCUAAGAAUCCCUUACAUUGGUUAAAUUUCAAUUCAUCUCAGGAAACAUUUAGGGAGAAGCUGGGAAGAAGAUAAGCAGCUCAUAGUCUAGGGGGACAUUAUGGCAUAAUAGAGUUCUGGUUCUGGAAUUAAGGAGAUGUGAAUUCAAAUCCCAACCUAGACAUUUAGAAUUUCUAUGUCUCUGGAUAGGUCACUUAAAUUCUUAUCUGCCUCUGCUUAUUUAUAAAAAAGAAGUAAUAAUAGCAACUGCUUCACAAAAUUAUUGUUGAGGCCAAAUGAAGAUUAUGUGUUUGACAUGAUUUAAAAAGCUGUGAAUAUUUUAUAUUUAUUUAAGAGAUGAGAUCUAUAUGAAAUAUAUAACAUAUAAAAUAAUGAAGUGAGACUAUCACAGUGCUAUAUGAAGUUGAGGAGAGGAAGAUCAUUACCGAGCUGGAGGGCCUGAUGAAGCUCCCUGGAGGAGGCAGUAUUUGAAUUGGGCUUUAAGAGAUGGACAGAAAAAUGCAAUUCAAAACUUCUUGAUGCUUAUGUAGUAAAUAUAGCUACGGGGAAGCCCCAUUCCGUCCUGUGCCAUAGGGACUGCUUGGAUCCUUGCCUUAACUGGAAAAUUCAACUCUGAGGAAGGGUUCUUAUCCUAAAAAUCAUGAACUUUUUUUUUAAGCAAAAAAAAGUGUUCAAGAAGGCAAGUCCAAAUGGGAAGCUCACAGUCUACUUGGGAAAGCGAGACUUUGUCGACCACAUCGAUAUCGUCGACCCUGUCGAUGGUGUGGUUCUGGUGGAUCCUGAGUACCUCAAGGAGAGGAGAGUGUACGUAACUCUGACCUGCGCCUUCCGCUACGGCCGGGAGGACCUGGACGUGCUGGGCCUGACCUUCCGCAAGGACCUGUUUGUGGCCAACAUCCAGUCCUUCCCACCUGCCCCUGAAGACAGGCCCCUCACACGGCUUCAAGAACGGCUCAUCAGGAAACUGGGGGAGCAUGCUUACCCCUUCACCUUUGAGAUCCCUCCCAACUUGCCCUGCUCAGUGACACUGCAGCCGGGGCCUGAGGACACGGGGAAGGCCUGUGGUGUGGAUUAUGAAGUCAAAGCCUUCUGUGCAGAAAAUCUGGAGGAGAAAACUCACAAACGGAAUUCUGUGCGCCUGGUUAUCCGGAAGGUCCAGUAUGCCCCAGAGAGACCUGGUCCCCAGCCCACAGCUGAGACAACUCGUCAUUUCCUGAUGUCUGACAAACCCCUGCAUUUGGAGGCCUCUUUGGAUAAGGAGAUCUACUACCAUGGGGAACCCAUCAGUGUUAAUGUCCAUGUCACCAACAAUACCAACAAGACGGUGAAGAAGAUAAAAAUUUCAGUACGCCAAUAUGCUGAUAUCUGCCUGUUCAAUACGGCACAGUACAAAUGUCCCGUGGCUGUGGAGGAGGCUGACGACAUGGUGGCUCCAAGUUCAACAUUCUGCAAAGUCUACACCCUCACCCCAUUCCUGGCCAACAACCGGGAGAAGCGAGGCCUGGCUUUGGAUGGCAAGCUGAAGCAUGAAGACACCAACUUGGCUUCCAGCACCCUCAGGUUGAGGGAUGGCACAAAUAAAGAGAUCUUGGGAAUCAUCGUGUCCUACAAAGUCAAAGUGAAGCUUGUCGUUUCCCGAGGAGGCCUGUUGGGAGACCUCGCAUCCAGUGAUGUGGCUGUCGAACUGCCCUUCACCUUGAUGCACCCGAAGCCCAGGGAGGAACCUGUGCGUCGAGAAGUUCCAGAGAAUGAAGCGCCCAUAGAUACCAAUCUCAUAGAACUUGAUACAAAUGAUGACGACAUUGUCUUUGAGGACUUUGCUCGACAGAGACUGAAAGGUAUGAAGGACGACCAAGAAGAGGAGGAAGUCCCAAACUCGCCACAUUUGAACAACACAUAAGACUGGACUCCUCUUGGAUCUUCUUCUCGGGUGGUUCCUGGUUAACUCUUGUGAAUUAGGCUGCUUGUUAUCAUUUCUUCUUUUCCUUCUCCUCCCUCUUUUUCUGCUAUUUCUUUCCCCUUCUGUUUUUCUACUUCUACCAGGGGACUCCAAAGGACUUAUGUAGUUAUCAUCAGGGAUCCUCACCAUCUGGCUUUGAUGCACUUGUCACCAUAUCCCUGAUCCUUCCUGGUGGAUCCCUUAUUUCUGCCCUGGGAAAGAACGGAUGACUUACUACCUUUCCUACCUUAUUCCAUCCCAAGCUCUGUUUCCACCUCACCUUUGAUCCCCUCCAGCCAGCCAGCCUUGAGUACUCUCCAUAUGGCCAGUCUCUAGGAGCUUCCCAAUCCACAAUCUUUGUAUUGUGUCUCUUCUGCACACACUGGGUGGAAUCCAUCCAAUGGAAGUGAGUGUAUGAAAGUGGAGUCUGCCGAAGGAUAGGGGAAAGGAUUGCCACAUGUGUGUAUGUUUGGGGGUGAGAGCAGGGGGAUGGUCCUAGGCAUACUUGUCGGUGGUGGGAAGGUGAUAAGAGGAGGAUGAGGGGGCUGUCCAUAGUUCUAGUCAGCAGCAUGUUCAGAACAGCUCAUGAGACCACCUGACUGAGCUACCUUGAGACCGAGAGAUUGGGGUAACAAGUAGGGAGCCAAGCAGUGGAGAGGGUGGGAAAGAACCAGCAGCUGGAAUUUGUCCUUUCACUCCCCUCCUAAUAUUUCUCUCUUCUUGCCACCUCCCGUCCCAAUAUUUGGUAUUUUGGGCAGUAAUGAUAUUAUAACAGUUCAAAAGCAGUCAAUUGAUGUUCUUACCAGCAAUUACCAAGUUGAAUACAGGUCACAAGAAUUAGCACAAGCAUUUUAAUAUUGUCAGAUCUUAAUCUCUUAAAUGAUAUGUAUCUUCUAUGUAUUAGAGACAGAGGAAGAAAGGGAGGGCUGGAAGUAAAAUUUCUCUAUUAGAAUGGGCAUUGUCCAUGGUCCUGAAGAAAAAAGGACCCUGUGAUAGAGGUGAGGAGAGGAAGCAUGUCUUGCUCCAGAGUCUCUGGUAACAAAAUUUUCAGUAUCUCUGGGGAAGAUUCCCAGAGAGACCCUUCUUUCCUGAGUGAGCUGUUUGUCUACCCUAGAACUGGCAGAGUUUUACUAUUCCAUUCAGCAAUGCAACACAAUGCAAUAAAUGCCUACUAUGUACAAGGGAUAUAAAGAUAAAGGGAAGCAUCCCUUGCCUUUAAAAAAAACCUUAUAUUCUAGUUGGGGGAAGGGAGUAGAACUUACAUUCUUCCAUUUGGUGUGCUAGUUACUGAAUUGCCCUCAGAUGAUACAUGGGGGCUGAGGAAAGUCCAGAUAUAUGGUAAGUUCUGAGAAAUCUCUACCUGUGAUUUCUGCUGUGGCAGACAUUUAUGGGGACACACAAAUGAAGAGAACAUAGCUGGUUCUCAGAAGAAAAGCUAGUACUAUGCUUCAAAUGUUGGUUUCAUUUACCUCUUCAGAAAUGGAAGAAAGAGAUGUGGAACGACAGAUUUAUUGCCUAGGAUUUAGGAAGUAAAAACAACCUCAGAGAUCAUGUAGUUUAAAUGAGUCCCUUCAUUUUGCAGAUUGGGGCAAUGGGGGCCUAGGUGGUUAAGUGGCUUGCCCCAAAGUCACACAAAGUAAUAAAAUAGAACCAGGAUCCAAAGCCAGGGCCUCUGAUUCCUAAUCACAGUAUUCUGGACAGGGAGCUGCCUUCCAAAAUCUUUCUCUUUGACUCCCUUGGAUCCAGACCAAAAACUUAUUUCAGAUUCCCUGAGGUCAUCACCUUGUCAGAAAUUGGUUGUAUUCUUCUGGGUUUCUUCUCUGAAAGGAAAGUAAUUUCAUUAGGAAGAAAACAAAUAGAUUCUUGUGAAAUCAUCUAUAUCUAUAGAUUCAAGCUCGGCAGAUCAUCUUUUUUGCUCUUGGAUCUUGGAAACCAUGAAGAGCUGCAGAGGGAGAGAGGACGAGAUUUAUCUCAGUUGAUCUAGACAUUGUAGAGAAAAACCUUUGAUUCUAAUACAUGGAGUCCUUCCCAAUGGAAGAAACCUAAGAAUCAUCUAGUUCAACCUCUCACCUAGUUUGAGACUCUUUCUCCACAAUCUUCAUGAUAAGGUCAUCUGAUAUGCUGGAAAUGAUGGAAAUGGCCCUGAAUCUGGAAACAGAGGAGCUCAGAUUUGAACCCAUAAGAGUUUGAAUAUUCAGGAUAAGGGAUGAAUCCCAUAUUUGGAGCAAUAACUGAGAAUUUUGCACCUGGAAAAAAGAAAUGGGGAAAAAGUAGGGAUAAGAGCUCACCAAGGAUAUAAUUGCCAGGGGGUGGGAUAGGGACAAAAAAUACUACCUUAAAUGGUAUUGGCAGCAUCCAUAAAUUUUGGUACCUAAAUUAUAUCACCCAGUUAUAUUUCUUAUCAUAUGUUGAUUGAUAUAAGGUGUGAAUUGGAAUAUAAGACCCCUGACCUUAUCCAGUAGGCAUUGAUUGCCACAGACAAUUCUGUUUCUAAGUAGCAUUUUAGAUUCCUGGACCAGUGCAUGUUGUAACGUAGCAGACAUAUUGUUUUUUCACCUCCUCAUUAUCAAGGAUAGCAAGGUUAAGGGACAAAGAGUUUCCCCCCACUCUGAUUCCUUUCUGCUCCCACCUGUGACAUCCUCAGUAGAGAGUAAGGAGCAACCAUCUGCCAGACAGGUUCCUCCAGUAGCCAGAAGGACAAGGAACCUGGAGGUCUCGCUUUGUUCCUGCCAGUCCUGACAUUUUCAUGUGCCAACACACCUUUGGGAAAAUCCUUGGCUGUCUACUCUAGACCUCUUCAGGAAAUUGGCAUCAUGUUUAUAGCCUGAGAACUGAGCAUAGGAAGUAAGGGCAGACAAACUAGAUGUCCACUGACAGCUUCCAAAUCUCUUGCUCAGCUUCAAAUUAUAAGCAACAGUAAUAGCGUUCUCAGAGUUCCUGACUUUCAACAUUUGUUAUGUUAUUAUGUAUUAGGCACAAUUCUGGGUGCUGGGGAUAAAAAAAAUUAAACUGCCCUCAAGGAGCUUACAUUCUAUCAGAUUUGGAAAGUAAUUCAAAUGUCAACUAGCCCAGCCUGUACCUCUGCAAGAAUUUUUUAUCUUCUCUUCUGUUUUGCAGAAGCUACUCUGCUAACUUCUACAUGAAGGUCUCUAGUAAAUGGGAAUCUAACACCAAAAUUCCAUUUCACUUUUGGAUAGCUCUCCUUGUUAGGAAGUAAUAGCUAUUUCAGAUACCGAAGGAAGCUAUGUAUUCUACGUAUUCUACCAGAGAUAGAGUACAUUUUAGCAAAGGCAUGGCAAUGAGAGAUCCCAUAUAUUAAAAACAACUACGAGUUUAGCUUAGUUGAAACAAAACGUGAAGGAUGAUUACAUGAAAUCAUUAUAAAAAGGUAGGUUGGAGCAAGACUGAAAGAAUUUAAAUGCCAGGAUGAAGUGUUUUCAUUUUAUUUAGGAACAAUAGAAGGCUGCUGAAGACUUUGUGAUGUCUUAGUUUUUGGCAGCUUUGGAGCAUGGAAUCAAAAGAGGAGAGACUCAGAGCAGAGAGAUUAGUUAGGAGAACUGCCUCAAGAAAAAUGCCUCUGGGAAAACAGAAUAUGAGAUUUGGAGGCAGAUAACUCUAAAACAAGGUUGCCCUCCAUGAUCUAAGAGAUCAUCUGGCUUCCAGCCUACCACCAUGUGAGGGAAUAACUAUAUUCACUGAUAAACUUCUCAUUGUAAUAAUUUGGUACAUGCUUCUCUCUGACUAGAUCUGUUUUACCUCCAUAUGUGCAAAGAGGGAGGCAGGGUUUUGCCAACCUGUGUUUUAGGAGGUAAACUUUGGGCCUAGUCCCAGAAUAACUCUAAGAUGAUGUGAAACUAGGGCCUAUUUCUGGUCUGGCAUUCUGUCCCUUGGACCACACCAUUCAUCCCUCUGAGUCAGAUUCAACAAGAGAUCAAAUGAACACAACUUGAUUUAUCCUCAAAGAAAAACAGGUCAUGAAAGAGUUAAUCAAGUGCUUCUAAAUAUAUAUUAAUGAUAGAAUUGAAAAGGAUCUGAAGGGCCCUCUGGUCAAAUUCCUACCGAGAUCCCAUCAACAGCAUUUUUGACAGAUUUUCAUUUUGAAGAACACAAGUGAUGGGGAACUUAUAAUAGCUAACAUUUACAUAACUCUUUAAUGUUUGCAAAGAGUUUUACCUACAAUAUUUUGGUUGAUGCUCACAAUAACCCUAUGAGGCAGGUGCUAUUAUUAUCCCCAUUUUAUAGUUAAGGAUAUUAAUGUGGAGAAAAUGACUUGCCUACAAUAAUACAGCUAGUAAUUAUCUACGGCAGGAUUCAAACUAAGUUCUUCCUGAUUCCAGAUUCAGUGCUCUAUCCACUAGGCUAUCUCAUUAUGCAUUAUCUUGUACAGUAAUCCACUCCAUUGUUGGACAAUUCUAAUUGUUAGGUGCUUUUCUCUUAUAUGGGGAAAAAAUCUUUCUCUGAUUUCUCCUAUUGCUCCUAGUUUUAUCUCCUGAGUCAAAGUAGGACAAAUAAAAUCCUUUUUCUCCAUGACAGCUCUUCAAAUAUUUGAAGACAACCAUCAUGUGUUCCUUCAAUCUUCUAAGCAUUUCCAAUUUUUUCUAAUAAUCCUUUUGUGGAAUUAUUUUUGUUCUUUGGUGAUGCUGUUCAUUCUGGACAAGACCCAGUUUUGUUAUUGUCUGCUAAAAUGUAGUUCUAGGGAUGGUUGGUAUUGGCAGUAAUCAAUUGCUAUCAGUGAGAGGCCCAUCUCAGAUACCAUCUGGAAUUUGGACUUGAAAAUAUCAGAAUGAUAAGAUGGAAUACUUUGGCCACAAAGUGUUGUUCUAGGGAUAUCUGUCACUUGCUGAUCCUGCCUAAUUUACAUUACCUCUGACAUUCUGCACACUCUACCCCACUGUGCACAUUAUAUUGUAAACUCAUUAGAAAGACAAUACAGCUUUUUAAGGUUUCAGUCUUUGCCAUUGUUGGAAGCAGUUGAGAAAGGAUUUUGCCAAAAGCCCUAUUUUCUCCCACUGAUUUCCAAUCUACUUUGAACAUGAGCCGCCUCCUUCAGUUUUUCAUUAGGUCCAGCACCAACAAGUCUCCCAGCCAUUCAAUCAAACAAUCAAGUGCUUUCUAUGUGCCAGGAAUAGUGAUAAAUGAUAAGGAUACAAGAGAGAGACAACAGGCAAACAGUCACAUACAAACAAGAUUUUAUACACAUGCACAACAGUGAAUCAAUGAAUGAAAUGUAAUCUCAGAGGAAAGGUAGUAGGGGCAAGAGGGGCAAGAGAAGAUCUGCAGAAGGUAGGAUUUGAGCUGAAUCUUGACAUUAUUUUCUGUUCUCUUAUCCUGGCCCCUAUCCUAGAGGAGAAUUGGGACUUCAAAGAAACAUGCUAUUAAAUGGCAGGAUAGCAAAGGUUGAUGGCCAGGAAAGCUGAGGUCUUGUGUUCCUGAACAACAAGAAGCUCAAUGGAAAGCUUACCCAUUUCCUAGAGAGAAGUCAUGUUGGUAUUCUUAGUAUACUUUGUUCCCAUCAGGGAGUUGGGUACUGAAAAUUCCCAACUCAUCUAAAAGGAAGAUUUGGAUUUGAGUCCUGAAAUAUGCCUUCAAUAAUUCUGCUUUGAUAUUUGUGUGUGUUUUGUUAAAUUUACUCAGAUAAACAAUUGUCCGUUGCUUUACACAUACCCACCUAAUGGAAGGUUUAUUUCACUACUCAAAGACAUUCUCUGCUUCCAUUAUCCAUGAUCUCUGACAUAGCCACAUUUGGGAGACUGGUCUAAGGAUGUUGUCCUGGAUGCAGCUCUCACUGAUGGUUUGAGAGACUGAGGAUUCCUUGGCAUUCUUUUGCUCAAAACCCAGGCACUUCACAAUAUGACUUAGAAC
This is a messenger RNA of Sarcophilus harrisii (Tasmanian devil), 8378 nucleotides long. It is a transcript of the gene ARRB1, whose product is annotated as arrestin beta 1. Lineage: Eukaryota; Metazoa; Chordata; Mammalia; Dasyuromorphia; Dasyuridae. Gene Ontology annotation, molecular function: G protein-coupled receptor binding. The record is from RefSeq and is a predicted model, not a curated record. Gene Ontology annotation, biological process: signal transduction; G protein-coupled receptor internalization; visual perception. The transcript has 16 exons. Bases 1218 to 2477 code for a protein of 419 amino acids.